Messenger RNA from Sclerotinia sclerotiorum 1980 UF-70, 6648 nucleotides. RefSeq lists its product as hypothetical. Gene Ontology annotation, molecular function: zinc ion binding; phosphopantetheine binding; 3-oxoacyl-[acyl-carrier-protein] synthase activity. The transcript has 12 exons. The record is from RefSeq and is a predicted model, not a curated record. Lineage: Eukaryota; Fungi; Ascomycota; Leotiomycetes; Helotiales; Sclerotiniaceae. The coding region runs from base 1 to 6648 and encodes 2215 amino acids. Gene Ontology annotation, biological process: fatty acid biosynthetic process; secondary metabolite biosynthetic process.
AUGGGUGAAUCCUCCACAAAAAUAGAACCAUUGGCCAUUGUUGGUUUAUCAUUCAAGUUUCCUCAAGGAAUGGAAACUGCCAAUUCCCUCUGGAAAGGACUAGCUUCCAGUCGAUCAGCCUGGUCAUCAUUCCCUGAGAGUCGGUUAAACUUCGACGGCGUCUACGAUCCAGAUACAGGAAGAUUGAACAGCUUUCCUCUCAAAGGUGCCCAUUUUUUGAAUGGGGAUAUAAGUGCAUUUGAUGCUCCAUUCUUCACAAUCGGGCCAAGCGAAGCGGCGGAGAUAGAUCCGCAAUCACGUAUAUUGCUCGAGGUAACAUAUCGAGCACUAGAGAAUGCUAAUCGUAUCAGCUGGUACUUUAAUUUGCGUGGUGAAUCCAUCAAUAUGGAUACCGCUUGCUCAAGUACUCUUGUUGCAUUCCACACAGCAUGUGAGAGGCUACGUAGCAGAGAAUCUAACAUGGCAAUUGUGGCUGGUUCAAAUCUGUUCUUAAGUCCAGACAUGGCCAUGUCACUGAACAAUCAAAAUUUCCUGUCGCCAGAUGGAAGAUGCUGGAGCUUUGAUGAAAAGGCGAAUGGCUAUGGCCGUGGUGAAGGAUUUGGGGUGCUUGUAGUGAAGCGGUUAAGCGAUGCGCUUGAGAACAACGAUCCCAUACGAGCUGCUGUUCUUGCUACGGGAACAAACCAAGACGGACGAACACCAGGUAUUGUUCAACCAAGCAGAAGUGCUCAGGCGCAGCUCAUCCGAGAUGUUUAUCGCAAAGCUGGCUUAGAUAUGAGCCAGACGCGAUAUGUCGAGGCACAUGGAACUGGAACGUCGGUUGGAGAUCCCAUCGAAGCAGGAGCCAUUGCCGACGCAUUUAGCCACACUCUCUCUGCUGACUCCCCAUUGUUUAUAGGAAGUAUCAAGUCAAAUAUAGGUCACCUGGAAGGUACCAGUGGCAUAGCUGGACUCGUUAAGAGCGUUCUAAUACUUGAACGUAGAAUGAUUCCAGGAAUUGCAGGACUCGAACACGUCAACCAUUCUAUCGUGGCCGAGCAUCCUCACUUAAAGUUUCCAAAAGAUCUCACAUCAUGGCCUUCAGACAGCUUAUGCCGUCUUUCUAUCAACUCCUUUGGAUUUGGAGGCACAAAUGCCCACGUCAUAAUGGAGGAUGCAGCUGGCUACCUUGACAAUCGAGAAAAAGCCAUCAAUCGCACACAAGUAAACGGAACAAACCAUGCGAAUCAUGACCAACGACCCAUGACUAACGGUUUCCAUCACUUGGAGACUCGAAGGAUAUUGGUGUUCUCUGCUCAAGACGAAAAUGGUAUCAAGCGGCUUGAGUCAGCAUACAACGAUCACUGGUCCCAAAUGAACAAGGAUGAGCUUAGUGAUUCAUACAUGAGUAGACUGAGCUACACCCUGGGUAACCGACGAAGCGCUCUAUUAUGGAGAUCAUUUGCGACAGUCAACUCUAAGAAUGACCUGAUAACAGGGAUAAAGUUUUCACGUGCAGUACGUGCACUUCCUCGAGCUCGGCUUGCAUUCUGCUUCACGGGGCAAGGUGCUCAAUGGUAUGCAAUGGGUAGAGAUAUCCAGGCUCCUAUUUUUAAGCAAAGUCUUAGAGAAUUAUCUGAGCUUCUCACAGAUAUGGGAUGUUUGUGGUCGCUCCAAGCCGAGCUUUCACGGGAUAAAGAAACUUCCAGAAUCAACAGACCAGAAUUCAGUCAGCCAAUUUGUACUGCAAUACAGAUUGCUUUGAUUGAUCUCUUAGAGGGCCUCGAUAUUAAACCUUCCGUGGCAUUUGGACAUUCAUCCGGCGAGAUUGCCACUGCAUAUUGUGUUGGCGCUCUAGAUAAGCGUUCAGCUAUGAGUGUUGCUUAUUACAGAGGAUUGCUAUCAUCGAAAGUGGCUGAAGACAAAAUGAUUCAAGGCGGAAUGCUUUCAGCUGGCUUGUCUGCCAAAGAAGUUUUACCAUACCUGGCUCGCGUUGAAGCAAAAUUUGGAUACUCUGGUGUUGUCGUAGGAUGCAUCAACAGCCCUAAUAACGUUACAAUUACAGGUGAUAUCGAACAAAUAAACUACCUCAAUGAGCUUCUAGAAAAAGAGAGCAUCUUCUCCCGGAAAUUAUUGGUUGAUGUCGCAUAUCACUCUCAUCAUAUGAAUGCUAUAGCUGCGGCAUAUUCGGAGAAAUUGGGUAAUUUGUCUUCACGGAAUUCUGCGAAACUUAUUCCCAUGGUCUCAUCUGUUACCGGCGAGGUGGUCAGCAGUGAUAAACUGCGUCAACCAGGCUACUGGGUAGAAAAUAUGGUCUCUCCAGUGAGAUUCCUCGACGCUAUUUCUUGUGCUCCAUCAUUACGCGUAUCCGAAGAUGGGUCAAUUUCGUACAAUGAUUCAAAGGACUUUUUCGAUGAUGUCCUGGAGAUUGGACCCCAUUCAGCGUUACAAGGACCUAUAAAAGAUUUCCUUAAGCUAUAUGGAACGCCAGUACCAGAUUGGAAUCCCCAGGAAGCGAAAUGGAGACGUCGGAUUAAGCUUUCGGAAGACCCUUGGAUUGAAGACCACAAAAUCGCCAAUGCGUGCAUUCUUCCUGCAUCUGCUAUGCUGGUCAUGGCCAUAGAGGCAGCAAAAAUAAUGGCAAAAUUAAGGUCCAACAAAGCCAUUUCAGGAUUUAUUGUCCAAAAUGUCGUCGUAUCCCGAGCUCUUACCAUUCCUUCCGACCCAGAUGGGACCGAAAUAGAGUUUUACCUCCGGCCAUGCGGCCUUGCCUCUGACCGAGAGAUAACAUGGUCCAAUUUCCGUAUUUACAUUCCUGAAAACGACAACUGGGUCGAGGUAUGUCGAGGCCAAGUCCGAGCAACUCAUUUCGAAGUCGGGGAUGAGGUCGACAACGGGCUCGAAGAUUCUUUAAGCGAUGAAUAUCAUAGAGCGGAACUCUGGCGUAUUCGCGGAUCCAGCUGCCAAAAAGUAGAUAUGGAACGCUUCUACCCAACACUAAGAGAGAACGGAAUCGACUUCGGAACUGCUCAUCAAACAAUCAAGAAUGGUUCGUACGGUCAAAACAUGGAAUGUGUUGGUGACAUCGCGCUCGAUAGUUGGGUGUCUAAAAAAAGGGAAUUCCAACAAAUGGACUUCACUAUUCAUCCGACUUCACUUGACGGACUCUUCCAGUUAGGUCUCUUGGCUUUGGUAGGAGAAACGUCGAAAAUAAAUCCGAGUGUAAUAGUUGGGCUGCGCAAAUUAUGGGUUUCCGAAGGAAAAAUAAACGUUGCUGGAUCCUCCAUUAUGCCUACGUAUGCAAAAUCUGCUAUGAAUGGUGCCACGGGAACACUAAUAAACACAGUAGCGUUUGAAAAUCAAGCACUCAAUCCUGUCAUUAUCCUUGAUGGUCUCGAAGGCAAAUUCUUGGAGCAAACGAAAAAGUCGACGGAAAAACAAAAUUACCAUCUCUCCUGGAAUUUUGAUUAUAGGCCGGACAUUGAGCUACUUUCUAAAGAAGAACUCAUUCACGCAGUGAAUGUCAAGGAAUACCUUAACGACGAUAUGUUUUAUGAAAAGCUGUUGAGCCGCCUAGAGCAUAGUAAUGCGAGAGGAAAGCUUUAUGCUGUGCUCUCGAAGAAUCUUCGCAAUAUUCUGAUGGGAAAAGUUGAUGCUCUUGAACUCAUGUUCAAGGAACCAUUGGUGAAGGACUAUUAUAGGGAGUUGUACAAGUCUACUAAUGGUCUAUCCAAAACCCUUGCUUAUCUCGACAUUCUCACUCACAAGCAUCCAAAUAUGAACAUAUUGGAGAUUGGUGCAGGUACUGGGGGGAUGACGAAUUACCUGCUGGAUGUUCUUGCACAAAAUGGUGCUCGUGAUCCUCGUGUCGGCACGCCUCGUUUUUCGCACUACACAUACACAGAUAUCUCGGCCGGUUUUUUCGAAGGUGCAGCUCCGUUGUUCCAGAACUUUUCAGACAUGGUAACCUUCAAAGUAUUAGAUAUAGAGAAAGACCCUGCGCAUCAAGGAUUCGAGGCAGGGGGUUACGAUUGCAUUAUUGCGGACAACGUUCUUCAUGCAACUCGGGAUCUUGAUGUCACGAUAAAAAAUGUUAGAAAGUUGCUGAAACCAGGAGGAAAACUUAUGCUUUUCGAGUUAACUGUUCCUGAGGUUGUUCGAACGAAUUUUGCUUUUGGUUUGUUACCUGGGUGGUGGCGGUUUAACGACAAGUAUCGUAGUUUCAGUGCUGGCAUCUCAGAUAGCGUAUGGGAUAGAGUGUUGAAAAGUUCGGGGUUUUCCGGUAUUGAUUUUAAUUUCAAAGACUAUGAAGAGGAUGAAUGUCAUGAGCAUAGCGCACUAGUCUCUACAGCUCGUGGGGACACCUUGAGUAUAUCUCCGUUCCUCCUAACGGUGGUUGUUCUCGAUCCUCAAUCUGAUUUGCAGAGAAAGAUCUACGAACUGCUGCGUCAUACAUUACAAUCCGCAGGGACCGAAAACAUACUCUCCAUGACACUCAAGGAGGCCGCUACUUUUCACGGUAACAGUGCGUUUGGCAUAGUACUUCUAGAACUCGAUAGACCUUUGCUUCAAGAAAUGACCGAACCCAAUUUCAAAGACGUCAAAGCAAUGUUCCUGGCCUUUGAGAACAUUCUCUGGGCUUGCAAAGGAGGGGGAGAAAGACCUGACUUGCCAGAAUACGCACUUGUUCAAGGGGCUUUCCGCGCACUGCGAAUGGAAAAUAUUAGACUCAAGUUUAUAUCUCUCUCAUUUGAGGCUACCUCAACGAAUCCUACACACCUCGCAAAUAAGGUCUUUGAGGUUUACCAAAAAGUAUCCACAACCGCUGUCAAGGAUUGCGAACAAGAAUACGUAGAACGAAACGGUAUGAUCUGUAUUGAUCGAAUCAUUGAUGCAGAUUACAUGAAUCAGAAGCUUUCUGAAACCGCGGAAGACAAACCACGCAGCGACUGUGAGUUUUGCAGUGCACCUCCGGUAGCUCUCAGCAUCAAAACUCCUGGACUCUUAGACACUCUCGAGUUCGUUGAGGAUAGUGCUGCCAGAACGAAUCUAGCAAGUGAUGAGAUCGAAAUCGAAGUUGAAGCUAGUGGUGUCAAUUUCAGAGACUGCCUUAUCGCAUUAGGCCGUAUACCUAGCAUGAGCUUCGGUUUCGAGUGUUCUGGUACCAUCCACCGCAUCGGCUCCCAUGCGACUAAAUUGAAAUUGGGCGAUAGAGUAUGCGCAAGCACACUUGGGACUUACCAGACCUAUGCUCGCUGCAACGCGAGUAAUGUUAUUCCUAUCCCCAGCUAUAUGAGCUUCAUAGACGCUGCUGCGCUUCCUGUAGUCUUCACUACGGCGUACUAUGCAAUUGUACAUGUAGCUCAACUGAGGAAGGGGGAGUCGAUUUUGAUACACUCUGCAGCAGGUGGAACAGGGCAAGCUGCUAUUCAAAUAGCGAAACUUUUAGGCGCCGAAAUUUUCGUGACCGUGGGAUCAAAGUCUAAAAAGGAUUUACUUAUUAGCCUGUAUCAAAUACCCGAAGAUCAUAUUUUUUAUAGUCGCAACGCUUUUUUUGUGAAGGGUAUUCAAAGAAUGACUGGUGAUCACGGCGGUGUUGACGUUGUUUUAAAUUCACUCAGCGGUGAUCUUCUUGUCGAUACAUGGCAAUGCAUUGCACCGUUCGGGCGAUUCCUUGAAAUCGGCAAGAAAGACAUCUUGGCAAAUGGCAAUCUACCUAUGCUUCCAUUUUCUCGAAAUGCUUCUUUCCAUGCCAUUGAUCUGAACGAGGCUCGAAAAUAUCGACCUGGUCUUCUCUUGGAUCUUAAAAAUAGUAUAACCACUUUACUUUUCGAUGACAAAAUCCGUCCACCACAACCUGUCCAUGUCUAUGGGAUUAGUGAGGUUGAGAAAGCCUUCAGAUAUUUACAGAGUGGGAAGAACUCCGGUAAGACAGUCAUUGAGUUUAGAGGACCGGAUAUCAUCAAGAGUAGUGUCUUCGAGAAUAUGACCUAUGAGGACUGGGUAGGAGCAAACAAAUGCAAGGUUUCUGGAACCUGGAACCUGCAUACUCUGCUCCCAAAAGGAUUAGACCACUUUAUCGUAUACUCCUCUAUUUCUGGUGCCAUUGGUGGGACGGCGUCAGUCAAUUACAGUGCCGCCUGUGCCUACCAAGAUGCAUUAGUACAUUACCGCAACAAGGUUGGCGAGAAAGCUACCACAUUCAAUCUAGGCGUCAUGGUAGACGAUGGCGUCUUGAGAGAUAACACCGCGGCAAGGAGGGCCGAGGUGCCCGCCAUGAUGACACGACCAAUGUUCAGAGGAACAUGGAGUAUCAACGAACAAGGGAAGACAGGUGCCAAAGAAGAUGUAGCUACUGACGUGACCAGCCAACUACAUGGCGUAGCUUCAGAGACGGAAGCGGCCAACAUUAUUGCCAAUGCACUAAUGCAGAGGUUAAGCAAUGCCCUGGCUGUCCCUAUGAAGAACUUAGAUUCCUCUCGACCUAUGCAUAUUUACGGGGUCGAUUCUUUAAUCGCUGUUGAGUUGAGAAAUUGGUUUAACCAGAAGCUUGACGCCGAUAUCGCAGUGUUCGAGAUAUUAGGAGAGGUGACAUUUCGGGACAUCGGGUUCUUGGUUGCUGGUAAAAGUAAACUAGUAGAGGCGAUUUUGAAGAAGGUUGUAAAGUAA